This is a messenger RNA of Alternaria incomplexa, 807 nucleotides long. RefSeq lists its product as uncharacterized. The transcript is spliced from 2 exons. The coding region runs from base 1 to 807 and encodes 268 amino acids. NCBI's taxonomy places the organism in Eukaryota, Fungi, Ascomycota, Dothideomycetes, Pleosporales, Pleosporaceae. The record is from RefSeq and is a predicted model, not a curated record.
AUGCAGAAUAAGAGCAAAGCGCACAAAACGCAUACUUUCCUUGAACAAGUAUUCGACGAGUACUUCGUAGAGCCAGAGAUCUGCCGAACAGUUGGACUUAUACUCGACGCUGAACGGAUACGGUUGGCUCAAAUGAACGCCGAGAUGAAGACAACGAAGGCGAUCCAGGAUAUGCGGAUGCUGCUGCCCGAGAUCGACAUGGUCGCAACGGUAUUGUGGGAUGUGAACAUGUUUCAUAGCCUGCGAUCCGGCGAUGUUCCGACUUAUGUCCGACGACAUGUGCGCAUGGACGAUGUGCUCGAGCCGGAGGUACGAAUCUCAAAGUGGAGCGAAGAGGCGGCCACCACGUUCUUCCAAGAAGCUAGGACAUUCGCGCCAAUGCGUUGUACUACCGAGGCCGCUCCCGAUGUGCAGGUGAAGGUCUUCCUGGAGCGCGGUUGUUCAUUGCCAAUCUACUUCGUAACAUCCAUCGCCUUCCGUGGGGAUCGCGCGAUAAUACACACGUCGGAAGGUCUGAGUAUGGAGCUCAAGGAAGGCUGUUCGAUCUCUUCAAUUACUGGGGUCUGCGACCGGAUGCGCCUUACGAAAUGGGAGGGUUCCAAAGAUGGCUUUAUUGGUACGAUGUCCAUUCCUCCGGGUUGCUCGUAUCGUGCGGCCAACGUAACUGGCGUAGCCGAGGGAACAAGCAAUACGCUCCUGACGAUUAUCGAUACAGCGCCUGCUACGUUCGAAGUGGAUGGAGACAACUAUCGUAUCAAGCCUGUGAAUUUCGGUAGUAGUAUCGUCGUGGAACAUCGUAGUCAAUAA